Messenger RNA from Emiliania huxleyi CCMP1516, 990 nucleotides. RefSeq lists its product as hypothetical. Bases 7 to 600 code for a protein of 197 amino acids. The record is from RefSeq and is a predicted model, not a curated record. NCBI's taxonomy places the organism in Eukaryota, Haptophyta, Isochrysidales, Noelaerhabdaceae. The transcript has a single exon.
CGCACAAUGCCUGUCGCACCAUUCUUGCUCUGCUGCUUGACGGUGGUCCUGGCGGCCAGCCCUCCGCCGCCAGCCGUGUCGCCAGCGGGUGGCUCUCCGCCCGCAGCGAAGCCGGCCGCGGCCUCCGCACAGGCUGAAGCAAUUCCAACCUCUGAGCCAUCCGAAAAAGAUGUUGCGAACGCGAGUGAUGCUUCUCCGAAGAAGAGAGCACGGCAAAAGAAGGACAAUGAGACCAGCAGAAGCGUCGGCGGCGGCGGUGCCGGAAGCAAAGCGGCGAAGAGCAAGAGCAACAGCCACACCUCCAAGGCCAAGAAACGCUCUGCUGCUCCCUCCUCCCCCUCCUCCAAACAACGCACUUGGGUUAAGAAGCACCAGACCUUGAUUGCUAUUAUUCUCAUCGGCCCUGCCUGCGCUGUGCUUCUCUUUUACUUCAUUCAGAGGGCUCGAGCGCAGUCGGCUUCAAACCAGCCAAAGGCCGAGAAAUUGCCUAGCGACAACCUCGCGCCCGCGGCCGACUCUGAACCCGAGGGGCCUGACUCGCCGCGCCCGGACCCUUACGCCUCGGCCUUUGGCAUGCAGUCGGACUCGCCUCCUUCAUAGCCGCAAAGCACCACGAAUCAAGGCUUUCUCGAGCGGUGUUGCGGCUGAGGGUGGAGACGAGUCCAUCGCGGCCUCCUACACCCCACACGUGCCACGGCGGCACUCUGUAGCGCAGUGCAUACACAGAUUACCGCCCACGACUCGCUCGUCGCCACACCUGUGCGCAGAGUUGCAGUUGUGUGCAUGGCCGCAUAUGUGCGCGGGUGUGUAUGUGUGUGUAUGUCGUCGUCCGUCGACCUGGGCGCCGCGCUUGCCAUACAGUGUCUCAGUGUGGCCAGCGCGAGCAGGUGUACCCCAGCGGGCAGCACGGCCGGCGGUGGUACACCCAUCUUGCGCGGGCGUGCUGCGCCAUACUCGAGUAUGCCAUUGCCAAAAUUCAAUGCCAUUGCU